GUUGGGAGGGCGGCGAGAGGAAUGACGUGUGGAGCAGCAGGAGCAGCGUGGUGGCUGCGAGGGGAGUCAGCGAGGAGGGUGAACAGGUUGUAGAGUCAGUCGCAUGUGUGGCGGUGUCGGGGCGGGGUGUACACGCCCUCCUCCUCCCUUCUCUCUCACUCGCUCCUCUUACGAAAGGCGUUAACCCACGUUAGAGACAAAUCUAAAUAUUUUUAUCGAGGAGUCAAACAGGUCUUUUUUGUGUUAAAACAUGAGAGGAAAUAUACAAAAAAUGAGAUAGUGAUAUGAAAGGUUUUACUUAGUUCAGUUUUGUGUUGGUCGCAGAUAACGGAUGUGUUAUAAUGCGAGAAUAAUGGUGGAAAUGUAAAGGAAAAAAUUAUAUACAAUUUUGUAGUGGUGCUGUGAAGUGAAGUGCAACUGUGGUCAUGGCUCUAGUCACAAUGGUAGUAUCGGCGCUGAUCCUGACACAGCCGGGGGUCACAGUGGCGACGGAAUCAUAUGGCAAUGCCUUCCCAGAGAACAGCACGGGAGCCCCAGAGAACACCACGGGAGCCCCAGAGAACAGCACAGGAGCCCUAGAGAACAGCACAGGAGGCCCACACAACCAGACGAACAGUUUGGACGCGGAGCUGCCGGAGCUGGACAUGUUCUACACCAUCAGCGAGAUCUUGGUGGCCAUCAUUGCCGUCAUCGGCAACGCUCUCACCAUCACCGUCUUCGCAGUAGACCGGAAACUACGCCGCCUCACAAACUACUACAUUGUGUCCCUGGCGCUGGCUGACCUUUUGGUGGGGGUAUUGGGUAUUCCCUUCGCCAUUCUGACGGCGAUAGGGCUGCCGCAGCCGCGGUGGGCUUGUCUGCUGAUGCUGUCGACGCUGCUGAUGCUGUGCACCAUCUCCAUCUUCUGCCUGGUGGCCGUUAGUGUGGACCGCUACUGGGCCAUCCUUCACCCGCUCCGCUACUCCAGGGUCAUGACCGCCAAGAUUGCCAGACGCAUCAUCCUGGCGUGCUGGGCCUCGGGGACACUAGUGGGCCUGCUGCCCACCAUGGGCUGGCACGAGCAUGACGACCACGGACUCUGCCUCUUCCGCAAGGUGAUGGACUACGACUACCUCGUCUUCCUCUACUUCUGCACCAUCGUCGGCCCGGGCAUCCUCAUGGCCGUCUUCUACACCCACAUCUACACCGUGGUCCUCAAGCAGCUUCGUCAGAUCGCAGCCCAAGAGCCCCAGGCGGACGGAGCCUCGCUGGGCACUCAGAGCAGCCAGAGGCAGCGCUCCAGCUUCUUCAGGAGUGCGAGUCGAGGUCAGGUGAGCGAGUCGUCCUCCACCAGAUACGACCAGCGCCGCUGCAGCACCGCCACCAACCUCGGCCAACAGCUGCCACUUCCAAGGAGCUUCAAAUCCUCUAACAUUAAAAACUUGCCUCAACACCACAACACACUCCACUUCUCCAGUCUUUCCCACAACCUGGAGGAUCUCCAACUGUCUCCUUCCUACCACUUGAAGCUUCCCCAGUCAGGUCUCCAUCAUAGCUACGACUGUGAUCUCCACCAGCACCACCCAGAGGAGACCCUCCACCAUUACCUGCUACGCCUCCAUUUCGAGGGAGCGCUGAAGAAGAGCGCAGAGGAACUCCACUUUGACAAUGGUGAUCGCAUAGACAACUCCGCCGCUGAAGAGAGUCGCACCUUGAACGAGGAGAGAUGCGCGAGUUUCGGCACCAGCGUAAGUUGCGACGGGAACAUAGAUAGGUGCAACAGUCGCGGCGCGAGUAUAGAGAGGUGCGCAAGUCGCGGCUCGAGCACAGAGAGCUGCACGAGUCGAAACCACGACCUUCCCUUCCUGACGCAGGGCAGAACGCCUAUAAUAGUGGUGGACGCGGAGAGGAGGCUUCACGCCAACGGAGCUGAUGACUUAGACGACAGCUGCGUCAGACCCAGCUGGAAGAGGCUGGUGGAAAGGAUGAUAAAGAGGAGUCGGAGAAGGAAGGAGGAAGCAGAGGUUGCGAUGAGCCCCACAAGAGUAGGGAACGAGGAAGAAUCGAGGCGAGGCAGUACCCUCUCGCACGUUCUUCACCAGGUCAGUCAUCAGGUAACACAGGCCAGUCGAAGGGAGGUGAAGGCUGCCAAGAGCCUUAGCAUCAUCGUCCUGUUCUUCAUGGUGAGUUGGUUCCCCCUCUACACCAUCAACUGCGUCCAGGCCUUCUGCAAGCAGUGCGACGUACCCAUAUUCCUCAUGUCCUUCACCAUCAUCCUCACACACCUCAACUCGGCCAUCAACCCCUUCCUCUACGCCUACCAUAUGAAGGAUUUCCGCAACGCCCUGAAAGCCUUCAUCUUGCACCGACUGCUUCGACGGCCGAUAGAUCCGGAUUAUGGAUAUGGCCGCACCUUGGUCUCGGCGAACUACUCCAACAUCUACCGGGUCAACCAGGCCGGCUCCACCCACCUGCCAAGCCCACAGCCGCUCCUCGCUUACAACACGCCGCCUCUCCCAGACACACCCUUGGACGAGCUCAGGUCGCGGUCCUCUACAAUUGGCAGCUAUGGUCCUCUUUCCUCCAAUCGUAAUUUGUCGCCCUCUUUAUCCUUUCCUCCUUCACCAGCCACUGUUAUGACCAUAGGUGAUGGAGUCCAGGAGCUUUCCUCGUGUGCCUCACGCCCUAGGGCUGCGACCAUCACCUCCCACACGUCUCCAGCCUCGGCUACAAUACCUCUAAUCUCCACAGACGAGUCUUCACAGCCGCUGCUCUCGUCGUCUGUGACAAUGAAUGGCCCACGGCAGCAACCUGAAACAAACGGGGUUCGUCGCGCCUCCACGCUGCCUCCGCUUUCAUCACAAUCUUCGGAUAUGACGGCCACCUCUCUCAACAUCCUGCCGCACUCUGACCGGGAGAGCAGCUGUGAGGCUAACAUUAAUCUUACAACGAGUGAUACCAGUUCAGCAUCAGCUCUCAUCUCUGAGACAAUCUGCAACGGUGCUCGAGGGGAUGUGAGUGAUGCGGUGAUACCAGAAGCAACCACCACAACAUCGUUGCAGACAACUAGCUCUAACUGUUCGAGUCUGGCUUCAAGACACAAGAUAGACCAGAAGGAAAAUGUCCAGUCUUCAGAGCCAUGGUGUGGCGGCGGUGAUGGUGCUGCCCGCUCCUCCAUGUACUCUUCUCACACCUGCAGCUCUACCCUCUCCAGCAGUGACACAUACAGUGGCAGCUUGGCAAAAGAAGCAUUGUUAAUUCCUCCGUGCAAAGAACAGUUGAAUACGUCCACUUCAAAUGAGACAUUACUAGCGUGCCGUGCAUUUGACGGAACCAGUAUUUCUAACCAAAGUAUUCCAAUAUGUGGAAGCAAUGAAGAAAGUGUAGGGAUGGUGGAGUCGCCCGAGCUAUUUACACAACAAGAGGGAGCAGCUCAAACACAAAUCAGGGAAGUGGCUCUGGCAGACGACCACGUUGUCCUCAUUAACCAGACCUCCCUCCCAAUCCCUAAUGGGAGUGCUUGUAAUUUUUCAGCUAGACCAGUGGAUGGGGACAACUGUACAUCACAGAGUGACGAUAACUCGUCAGGAUGCGAUGCUUCCACUCUACCUUGUUUAGGGUCGAGCACGGAGGAGCAGAGGGCGAAGACGUGCCGAGAGGAGGACCCCAGUUGCCGGGCGGCUGCCGGCUGGACCACAGAACAGUCGCGCGUGUCUAAGGAACUCAGUAAAUAUCUCCCGAAAAUAUUAAGGAGAGAAAGUGGACUCAGGAGUAAAAAUUCAAGAAAAAACAAGAGUUGGUGGACAGAGUUGAUGAGGCAGAGAUCUUACCACGGCAUCUCCUUGGAAUUAAAAAGUUCAAAGCACGUGGAUCGGGCGCAGAGCAUCAGUGGUGCCAUAGAAACUUAGUAGCCCCGUGUUUGAUAUACUUAAUGUGUGUUUCACCAAUAUAUGUUCUUUGUAUCUUCAGGAAGUACGACCGUCAGCACUAACCCACCACGUCAUUUUGAUAAGUGCACUGUUUGCAUCGAAAUCUGGUUCUAUUUGAAUUUUGACAAUAUUCAGAUUAUCUUAUCCAAACAACUCAUAUUAUGCUCACUUAUUCAAGCCACUCAUUUGACCUGCUUAUUCACUAACCCAUCCGUCGGCUCAUCCUCAGAACUUUGACUGAACUUUGUGUAAACAAAACUUCGUUCACUCCCUGUGUUCCAAGCACCUCUCUAAAUGCUUCACCCUUGUACGGUAAAUACAAUUAAUAUAACCUACUAUACUAAGCUUUACUAUACAUAAAACUAUAAUAUAUAUAACAAUGUUAAUUUAAAUGGGAAUAUAUUUUUUGAUUACAUACUACAGGAAAAUUUACGAAGGUGCCUUUGGGGAUGGCCACAAAUAUAGUGUAGUAAAGCAAUAUUUAUUCAAUGUUUAUUAUUAUUAAUUGCAUGUUUAGUAUUAUUUACAUAGGCCUAGUCAGGUUAGGGUAGAUAAUUUGGUUGUAUUGGUAAUUAUUUGUGUCUAAGAGUACAUGGGUGAAGCAUUAGAGACGUAUACGUUAAACAUAGAAAACUUGGAGCAUAAUCAUUUGAGUCAUCGUGUAAAAUGCUCUUCAUUCGCAGAGAUAAUGAUGAGCUUUUUGGCCAAUAUUUUGAAGGCCAUUGAUAACCUGUUCUCAGGCUUGGCUCGUUAAAGCAGCGUCAUUCCCCAAAGACAUUCAUAAUUUUUAAGGUAAUGAAUGUUUAAAACAGGUUCUGAUAUAUAUAUUAAUUAAUAUUAUAUGAAAGUUCUAUGUAAAGCAACCCGUUUUCAGACCAAGUCCAUUCCAAACAGCAGUUGACCCCAAAGACGCAUUCAUCAAUUUUAACAUGUUGUUAAUUCAAAACAGAAUUUUUCUCAAAUAUAAAUUAGUAUUAUUAUAUAUUAGCAU
Procambarus clarkii (red swamp crayfish) is the source of this 4899-nucleotide messenger RNA. Its product is annotated as serine-rich adhesin for platelets. NCBI's taxonomy places the organism in Eukaryota, Metazoa, Arthropoda, Malacostraca, Decapoda, Cambaridae. Gene Ontology annotation, biological process: G protein-coupled receptor signaling pathway. The record is from RefSeq and is a predicted model, not a curated record. Gene Ontology annotation, cellular component: plasma membrane. Gene Ontology annotation, molecular function: G protein-coupled receptor activity.